Neltuma alba is the source of this 555-nucleotide messenger RNA. RefSeq lists its product as uncharacterized. Lineage: Eukaryota; Viridiplantae; Streptophyta; Magnoliopsida; Fabales; Fabaceae. The record is from RefSeq and is a predicted model, not a curated record. The transcript has a single exon. The coding region runs from base 1 to 555 and encodes 184 amino acids.
AUGGUCAAUCAGAGAAAGCAUACUGUACCCCAAUUGAUCUAUGAGCAUCGAGAUAAAGUUGCAAGAAAGUUGCAUGCCUCCUAUGUGGCUAUGACCAAAUGGAAGAAUUGCGUUGGUCCAAAUAUAGAGAGUAAGGUGCUGGAUAUAGUGGCUGGGUCUAACCAUAUGUAUGCUGAAAAUUAUGGUGGGGGAAGAGUGAAGGUGACAACAUCACGUGAAGACUAUCAGGUUGAUGUUGGAUUACACCAAUACAGUUACAGAUCUUGGCAAAUGACGGGGAUCCCUUGUUCCCAUGCUUGUGCUGCCAUCAAGAUUGUGCAUGGCAAUGUUUAUGAUUAUGUUGAUAAUUGCUAUAAAAAAUCAUCACAAGAAAAGAUUUAUGCUCUCAGUAUGAUUCCUGUGGUAACAACAUGCAUGCCUCACCCAAAUGACUACUAUAAAAUAGAAAAUGUCAGUGAGCAAGUUUUCUUGCUACCUCCCAUUACAUCUCGACCACCAGGAAGGCCAAAAGUAAACAAUGAUGAAUCACAGUUCCAGAACAAACGGAUAUACUAA